Molecule: messenger RNA, 1717 nt
Organism: Oncorhynchus masou masou (cherry salmon)
Lineage: Eukaryota; Metazoa; Chordata; Actinopteri; Salmoniformes; Salmonidae
Product: cholesterol 25-hydroxylase-like protein
Exons: 1
Coding region: 1-933 (310 amino acids)
Biological process (GO): cholesterol metabolic process; sterol biosynthetic process
Cellular component (GO): endoplasmic reticulum membrane
Molecular function (GO): iron ion binding; C-4 methylsterol oxidase activity; steroid hydroxylase activity
Source: RefSeq, a predicted model, not a curated record
AUGGAGCCCUCACUGGAGUCCUCCUCUCCUUUCCUGCUACAGACUUUAUGGGACAAGAUAAGAGCACAAGAAGACUUUCUCCGCUCUCCCUUGUUCCCUGUCCUGUUCUCCAUGACACUCUAUCUGAGCUGCUGCCUGCCUUACCUGUGCCUGGACACCCUGUCCUCCAGAGUAGCCCUGGUGCACCGCUACAAGAUUCAGUCACAGAGCAGGGUGACCUGGGCAAUGGCAUGGAGCUGCCUGGCUACCUCCCUGCACACCCACGCUGUGUUCAUUUUCCCCCUUAGUGUUCUGCACUGGUACUGGAGACCAGUGGUCCUCCCUGCCCAAGCCCCUGGGUCUCUUCGUGUGGCCUGGGACGUGUUAGCCUGUCUCCUUCUCUUUGACCUGCAGUACUUUGUGUGGCACGUGCUGCACCACAAGGUGCCCUGGCUCUACCGGACUUUCCAUAAGGUGCACCACCGCUACACAGCCACCUUCGCCCUGACCACAGAGCACUCUGGGAUCUGGGAGACCCUGAGUCUGGGCUUGUUUGCUGCAGUGAACCCUGACCUGCUGGGCUGCCACCCACUCACCAAGAUGUUCUUCUUCACCCUGAACAUCUGGCUGUCUGUGGAGGACCACUCAGGUUAUGACCUGCCCUGGGCCCCUCACAGACUGGUACCAUUUGGGCUCUAUGGCGGAUCUCCGCACCACGACCUCCACCAUCUCAAGUUCAUGGUCAACUACGCACCCUACUUCACACACUGGGACAGGCUGUUCGGCUCGCUGCUGCAUACAGACAAACCAGACAUGUUUGAUGUAGAUGUGUUGGAUGCUUCAAAAAGAUGUGAUACAGCAUCAAGUGGUGUGACUGAUGUAAGCCAUGCACCAGUGUAUGAGACUACACAAAGCUGUGUGAAAGACUAUGAGGUACAGUUCAGAGGAAAAUGAGGAGGACCUUUUCUCUGACUGUUAUUUGGAUUUUUAUAUAAUAAUAUAUAUAUAAUAAUAAUAAUGACUAAAUUAUGUUACAUUUAACUUAGUACUAUUCUGUUUAGUUUUCGUUCUAUGUCACUGUAUGAAUGUAUGAAUCUUAUCUUUGUUUUUUAAAAUUGCAAAACUGUGAAGAGAAAAAUUGAGAAUCAUGUGACCAAUGGACUAUUACUGUAGCUGCUUCAAUACAAUGAAUGUAUGUAUAUUUGUGUAUAUGAGUGUAUUUAUAUAUAUAUGGGUGAUUCUGCAACUUUGGGCACUUUGGCCGUGCAAACUUUCAGAAAGUAAAACUUAUUCAAACACCAUUUUACCAGUAUUGUACUUGUCUUUGAUUUGUCUAGAAACUAUAUCUGAUAAUGGCUGCGAUCGUACUAUUCAGGAAUGUAUAUAUAUUUGUCCCUUUUCCCAGACAGCCAUAGACAAAUGUCAUUUCCAUCACGUCAUUAAACAUCCAUUUUUGUUGAAAAUCAAAUAUCAUACAAUUGAUUUAUGAUGGAGUUCUUAUACAUUUGUACAUGAACUUGUAUUGAAUAUUAUUUUAAGUGAUUUUUAAGGUUUUCCUAAAAUGAAUAAUUCAACACGAUGCCUGAAUGUAUAAACUUGCCUUGCUGACUGACAGCUGAAAACAUUUAUUUAUCAUGAAAAAUAAGAUAUUUCCAGCCAACCUUUUUGUGAGAUUAUGAUAAUAACCGUAUGAUUUCCAUAUCUAUAACAAAUAAAUGUAUAUAAAUUAUACAUAAUA